AUGGAAGAGGCAGCAGCAGGAGAUGAAGGAUUAGAAUUCAAGUGGGGUAAAAAGAGAGGAGUUGGUGGUAAAAAGAAAGAUGUUCAGUUCUAUGAAUCUUUCACCUUUGACGGUGAUGAAUACUCUCUUUAUGACUCUGUCUUAGUUGGUGAUGCCAAUGAACCAGACUCUCAUCAACUCUUUGUUGCCAAGAUCAUAAAAAUUUGGGAACAUACUAAUAAGCGUGCAAAGAAUCCAAGGCAAGUCAAGCUUCUAUGGUUCUUUAGACCUUCUGAGAUUUCGCCACAUUUACUUGAAGGAGUCUCAGAUGUAGUGGCAAAGGAGCUGUUUUUGGCAUCUGGUGAAGGUCCUGGCCUCGCUAAUGUCAACCCAUUGGAAGCAAUCUGUGGAAAAUGCUCUGUUCUAUGCAUUUCAAAGGACAAAAGGAAUCCACAACCAACAGAUGAAGAGAUCAAGUCAGCAGACUUUGUAUUUCGCCGAGCAUUUGAUGUUGGAAGUUCUAAAGUUUUAGAUACUAUAGAUGAUAAAAUUGCUGGAGUUGACGUUACAUUGCUCUUCAACAGAGCUGGUAGUAAGCAAGAAGCAACCGCUGUACAGAAAAUUCAAGAAGACAUAAAUGGAAAUCUAGAUAGUUUGAAACCAAAUGGUCUUUUAGCUUGUGGUUCAGUUCGGGAAACUGAAGACAACUCUAUUGAAUCUUCUGACCUUAGAGAAAGCAGUUAUGGUCGUGAAGAAAGGAAGGAAAAAAGUAAAAGUCAACUUGCAGAAGAAAGGUCUAACAAGGAUUCUAGUGUGCAGAAAAACACGGCUCACCGUAAAGAACAUGACGCUUGUGAAGCUUCUGGCUCUAGAGGAAAUCAUUGUGAUGGCAAGAAGGCACAAGAAAAUGAAGUUGCAAAACAAUCUACUAAACAGAAAUCUCUACCUGCAGAAGCAAGAUAUAGCAAUACUUGUGAAGCUUCUGGCUCCAGGGUAAAUCAUUCCGAUUCUGAGAAACCUCAAGCAAAUGAUGUUAGAAACCCAUUUACUAAGCAAAAAUCUAUGCCCACUGGAGAAAGAUAUAGUAAAGAGUCAAACGGAUUGGAUGACAGGCCACAAAAGAAACAGAAACUAGAUGGUUCUGUUACAGUACCAAAUGGACGCAACACAAGCAUUUUGCAGAACAUUGGUUCUGAUGGUAAAAGAGAUACAGAUUCCUUUAAGAGACCUAGAGAUAUUAGUUCUGAUGGUAGAAGAGAUACAGAUUCUUUUAAGAGACCUAGAGACAAAGAGACAAGAGAUGAAGUCUCUCCCGAGAAGCCCACUUUGGUCAAGAAGAAGCGAGAUCUUGGGGUGUCAGUUUCUGAAGGAAAAGACGCAAAAACUGCAACUGAAAAAGGUUUAGCCAAGAAACCCAGCUUUGAUGGUAAGCUAUUAAAACGCGCUGAGGACGAGACGUUGGCAGAUGAUUAUGAAAGAGGUUAUCAAGUAAUUGAAGUGAAACAAAAGCCGGAUGCUCCUUGGGAAGAAAGUAUGAGGGAAGCAGAAAAGGAAGAGAGACUGAUUCUCCUUCAAAACUUGGAUCCUACUUAUACAUCUGAUGAAGUGCAGGAUAUAGUCUAUUCUGCUUUGCAUGAGCAAUCUACAGCGAGAAUGAUAGAGCGUACAUCAGUCACUAUUUCUCAUACUGGUGAAGCUUUGGUCAUAUUCAACUCAAGACAAGCUGCAGAAAGAGCUAUUAAAAGACUAGAUAAAGGAUGCUUGUUGCUAUCAAGUGGGAGGCCCCUUGUUGCUUCGUUUGCUAAGAUUAAUCCUCCAGGGAUGCCGUCACCUUUCUGCGGCCAUAUCAAACUUCAGAAAACACAAAUGAGACGAGAAACGAGAGAUACAGUGUCUACAUCGCAUGGUUCUCAGCAGAACACCCUUGAAUAUGAAAUGGCAAUGGCAUGGUGCUUGCACGGAGCUAGAUCUGACCAUGCGUUUCAAACGGUUAUUAAGCGGCAAUUGGAGGUGAAAAAAUCUCUGCGGAUUAACUUCAAGCCUAAACUUCCUUAGCUUCAGCAUCAUCUAGUUUUUUUUUCUUGUACAGAAACAUGUACAUCUCUCUUAAGCAUGUCAUGCCAUCGAAGCUAGUGGCGUGAUUUAACAAAUAUUCAAGAUGAACUCCCUGAAAAGAUAGAGAAGAGCCAUGGCUAUGGCGUUUUUGGAGCUUUACUUGUCCGUCCACUCUUUGUUUUUUUUUUUCAUUAGUAGUAUGGAUAUCAAUUGGUUUUAUUACUUAACCAACCGAAUUAAUGAAUCUAAUUUCCGGUUUGUAUUCUAGUAAUGGUGGCCACGUCCUCGUAAUU
This is a messenger RNA of Eruca vesicaria subsp. sativa (arugula), 2327 nucleotides long. Lineage: Eukaryota; Viridiplantae; Streptophyta; Magnoliopsida; Brassicales; Brassicaceae. The record is from the annotation of a GenBank genome assembly.